Messenger RNA from Sapajus apella (tufted capuchin), 960 nucleotides. Its product is annotated as calcium/calmodulin-dependent protein kinase kinase 2-like. The record is from RefSeq and is a predicted model, not a curated record. NCBI's taxonomy places the organism in Eukaryota, Metazoa, Chordata, Mammalia, Primates, Cebidae. The coding region runs from base 106 to 579 and encodes 157 amino acids. The transcript is spliced from 3 exons.
AGGAGAGGUGGACAGGAAGGGUCCCCAUCAGCACGCCCACCCUCUCCUUCCUCUGCCCUCUCCAGGCCCAACAUCAGCGAGGAGCUCAAGGACCUAAUCCUGAAGAUGCUGGACAAGAAUCCCGAGACGAGGAUUGGGGUGCCGGACAUCAAGUUGCACCCUUGGGUGACCAAGAACGGGGAGGAGCCCCUGCCCUCGGAGGAGGAGCACUGCAGCGUGGUGGAGGUGACGGAGGAGGAGGUGAAGAACUCCGUCAGGCUCAUCCCCAGCUGGACCACCGUGGUGCUGAGGACACGGCAGGGGAACAGCCUGGGCAGCCUUCGGAUUGGAGCCCGAGUGUCAGUUAGACAGAGCCUGCAUCCCCCCCAGAGCCUGACUGUCAGAUGGCACAUGCAUCUCCUGCAGAGCCUUCGUGUUAGUUACACGGAGGCUGCAUCCUCCCCAAAGCCUGAGUGUCAGACAGAGCCUGCAUCCUCCCCAGAGCCUGAGUGUCAGUUAUACGGAGACUGCAUCUCCUGCAGAGCCUGUGUGUCAGUUAGACAGAGUCUGCAUCCUCCCCAGAGCCUGAGUGUUAGUUAGAUGGAGCCUGCAUCUCCUGCAGAGCCUGUGUGUCAGAGCCUGCAUCCCCCCCAGAGCCCUCGAGUCAGUUAGAGCAGCCUGCGGGCCCACUCCUGUUUCAGCUUUGCUCCUCUUCCUCUGCUCAGCUUCCGUGUUGGCACUUGGAAGUGAUUCAUGUUGUCCCUGAUGGCCGUCAGGGCCACUGAGUGUCCUGCCCUGCCCCUGCCUGAGAGUGAGUCAGGGCAAGCACAAGGCCAGGAACGAGGGCCGGGGAAGCUGUUGCUGUGGGUGGGGCCUUUAUCCCCACCCCCAUCACCCCCCCUUGCAGGGUCCUGGCCCAGCUAGGAUCAGCUGGCUGAAUCCCUGCUCCGUAUGCUUACUUGGCUCUGUGGGGUCCCUGGA